Clonostachys byssicola is the source of this 780-nucleotide messenger RNA. NCBI's taxonomy places the organism in Eukaryota, Fungi, Ascomycota, Sordariomycetes, Hypocreales, Bionectriaceae. The record is from the annotation of a GenBank genome assembly.
AUGAAGCCAGCUGGAAGGCAGCGUGUGUCGCUUGCUUGCUUGGCGUGCCGCGCAAAGCGGAUGCGUUGUGACGGCAAGGAGCCAGCUCGGAUCCGACACUUGGAGUCUCAGUUGACAUCAUUGGGUGCUCCGUUACCUGGUGCCCAAUGCGUCGAAUUGGGCCGCGAGGGGAGCGAGGCGGAAAGUGAGACAGAGAGUGACCAGCAUGAUCACGAUCCCUUGUCCGAGCUGACCGGCCUCGUCGGGCGGCUUGCCGUAGUCGACGAUGGGCAACUGCACUAUUUCGGCUCCCAGAGCUCCUUCAAUUUGCCGAGGCAGCCCGCUAACCCAGCUCCCACGGCGCAGAAUCUUUGGACCAGAAUGCAGACGCAAGGCCUCGCUGCGGCAGCUCAGCUUGGGAUGCUUACCGCGAUAUCCUCGGAACUUGAGGAUCACCUUCUAGAUCUGUACUGGAGGUGGCAGAAUUCAUGGAACUACAUUGUUCACAAAGGCGCUUUUUUGAGAAGCCGGGCGGGCCUCGACGAUGGGCGAUACUGCUCUCCGCUGCUUCUCUCCGCUAUAUUCGCAAUCUCCGCGCGAUAUUCGGAUCGGGUCGAAUUACGAACCAUCGCUGAUGAUCCUAGCACAUCCGGAAAUGCCUUUUGUGAGCAAGCCAAGAUAUUGCUGCUCUACGAAAGCGAGGCACCGUCGGUUACUACCGUUCAAGCAGCGGCCAUAUUGGGUCUGCGUAUUAUGUCGGAUGGGAAAGAAGCACUUGGCUGGCUAUAUUGUGGUCCGUAA